This is a messenger RNA of Nicotiana tabacum (common tobacco), 798 nucleotides long. The record is from RefSeq and is a predicted model, not a curated record. NCBI's taxonomy places the organism in Eukaryota, Viridiplantae, Streptophyta, Magnoliopsida, Solanales, Solanaceae.
AUGGCCAGAGAGAUAAGAAAGUUAACCUUAGCCAAGGUCCAGAGCCAGCCAUCUUUAGUCUGUGAUUUCUGUGGAAUGGGUCAUCCAACACAUGAGUGUCAGGCCUCGACUACAGAUGAAAUGGGCACAACUAUUAGAGAACAGGGCACGGCCAUUCGAAACUUGGAAAGACAGGUGGGGCAACUAGCUAAUCUAUUAUCUGAGAGGGUUCUAGGAACUCUCCCUGCUGAUAGUGAGAGAAAUCCAAAAGAGACAAUAAAUGCAGUGUCUUUGAGGAGUGGGCACGUAUUGGAGGAUCCCAUAGCAAAACAAAAGAAUGAGUUGAUUGAAAGACAGGUAGAGAUUGUGGAGGAGCAGAAAGAUAGCACAUUCAAGAAGGUGCUUGUUAAUCUGACAUUCACAGAGGUGCUCUCUCAGAUGCCAGCUUAUGCUAAAUUCUUGAAGGAGAUAUUGUCCAAUAAGCAAAAAGUGAAAGAGACACCGGUUGUUAAUCUCACAGAGCACUGUAAUGCCAUUCUUCAAAAUACGCUCCCUCAAAAGAAAUUGGAGGGAGAGAUUGGAGAAAUAAGAUCUAUACAUGUGUCCUUGUAUCUGGCGGAUCAGACCACAAUCAUACAGGAAAAUAUAGUGGAAAAUAUGCUAGUUUGGGUAGAUAAAUUUGUGUUCCCCGUGGACUUCAUCGUGGUGAAUAUGGAAGAGAAUAGGGAGAUACCUAUGAUUUUAGGGAGACCCUUCUUGGCUACUGGUAGAGCGAUUUUGGACAUUCAAGAAAGGCAGCUCAUGCUCAGAGUGGGGUAA